AUGAGCAGUGAGUUCCUGUCAGAGCUGCAUUGGGAAGAUGGGUUCGCCAUCCCCGUGGCCAAUCAGGAGAACAAGAUCCUGGAGGACCAGUUAUCAAAGCUACACAAGGAAAAAUCAAACCUGCAAGAUCAGCUUCGUGACUAUGAAGAUCGAAUUAAUUCUAUGACUUCUCACCUUAAAAAUGUCAAUCAAGAAUUUUUAUUUACACAGUCUCUUUACAAAGCAAGGGAGAAUGAAAUCGAAAGCGAAGAACAUUUUAAGGCCAUUGCGGAACGAGAGCUGGGGCGAGUCAAGGAUGAGAUCCAACUGCUGGAGAAGGAGAUAGCCAUCAUUCGGGAGCGCAAGAGCGACAAGGAAAACGCUAUAUUUAAAGCUACACAAAAGCUGGAUGGCUUGAAAUGUCAGAUGAACUGGGACCAGCAAGCACUGGAGGCCUGGCUAGAAGAAUCUGCUCACAAAGACAGUGACUCUCUCACCCUUCACAAGUACUCUAAGCAAGACGAUAACAAAAUCAGGGCCCUGACUCUGCAGUUAGAAAAGCUGACCAUGGAGUGUAAUGAGAAGAGGAAGCUUCUGGACAGUGAACUAACAGAGACACUAAGUGCACAGUUAGAAUUAGAUAAAGCUGCACAAGAUUUCCGGAAGAUUCAUGUAGAACGCCAGGAGCUCAUUCAGCAGUGGGAGAGUACCAUUGAGCAGAUGCAGAGACGGGAUCAGGAGAUAGACAACUGUGCCCUGGCAUUGGCACGGAUAAAGCAGGAAACAAGAGAAAAAGAAGGCGUGGUGCGAGAGAAGAUCAAGUUUCUGGAGAAUGAGGUUGGGAACAACGUAGAAUAUGAGAGAAGAAUUUCUGUUGCUGAGCGGAAAGUGUCAAAGUGCAGGAUGGACUACCAGCGCCACGAAGCCAACAGAAGUCAGCUGAAGGAUGAGCUGGAUACUUUAAAAACCACUCUCAAUAGAACAUCCAGUGAUUUACAAGCUCUGAGGAAAAACAUUUCCAAAGUAAAAAAGGACAUCCUUGAUGAAACAGUGAGAUUACAAAAACUUAAACAUCACAAUGAGGUUAUAAAACAUAAAUUAAAGAUGUUAACCGAGAAGACCAUAUCCAUUGAAGAGAAAGCUACCAACAUGGAAGACAUGCUGAAAGAAGAGGAGAAAGGUUUGAAGGAAGUGGAGGUUCAAUUGAACAUAGUAAAAGACGUGCUAUUUAAGAAAGUCCAAGAGUUACAGAAGGAGAUAACGAAAGAGAAAGCCCUGGUAUCAGAAAUUGAAGGAACCCGUUCGUCCCUGAAACAUCUUAACCAACGGUUACACAAAUUGGAUUUUGAAACCCUGAAGCAGCAGGAAAUUAUGUACAGUCAGGAUUUUUACAUUCAGCAAGUAGAACGUAGAAUGUCACGAUUAAAAGGAGAAAUUAAUUCAGAGGAAAAGCAAGCCCUUGAAGCAAAAAUCCUUGAACUUAAGAAGACAUUGGAUGAGAGAAAAUCCACACUUUCCCUUUUGGAAGCACAGAUCAAGAAGCUCCAUAAUGACCUCUACUUCAUUAAGAAGUCAAACAGUAAAAACAAUGAUGAGAAAGAGUCUCUCAUGAACAAAAUAAGUGAACUGCACCUUUUCGUUGACAGAUCCGAGAAGGAGCUGAGCAAGGCCAAAGCAGUGAAAGAGGAUAUGAUGAUCGAGGAUAAUCUUCUAAAGCUUGAAGUUAAACGUGCUCGAGAAAUGCUUUACAGCAAGGCAGAGGAGGUCCUUUCUCUGGAGAAAAGGAAACAGCAGCUGUGCACAGCCAUGGAAGAAAGAGCUGAAGAAAUUAAAGUGCACAAAGCCAUGCUUACCUCACAGAUCAGAUAUGCUGACCAGCAGCGACAAACUGUGAGUUCUGAAUUUCAUGAGCGGCUAAGUAAAAUUGAUAAGCUUAAGAAUAGAUAUGAAAUUCUUACUGUUGUCAUGCUGCCUCCUGAAGGAGAAGAGGAGAAAACACAGUCCUAUUAUGUAAUAAAGGCUGCUCAAGAAAAAGAAGAACUUCAAAGGGAAGGUGAUAGCUUGGAUGCUAAGAUCAACAAAGCCGAAAAAGAAAUCUAUGCUUUGCAAAACACCUUGCAAGUACUGAGCAGCUGCAACAACAAUUAUAAGCAAUCUUUCAAAAAAGUGACUCCAUCAAGUGAUGAGUAUGGAUUAAAAAUUCAACUAGAAGAACAAAAAAGAGCUGCAGAUGAGAAAUACAGAUGCAAACAAAGGCAAAUCAGAGAACUUCAAGAAGAUAUCCAGAGCAUGGAAAAUACUUUUGAAGUUAUAGAACACUUAGCAAAUAAUGCCAAAGAGAAAUUAUCAGAGAAACAAACACUCGCAUUUCAACUUCGUAAGGAGACUGAGGAGCAGAAGCUGAAAUUACAGCGAGUAACUAAGCAGUGUGGAAGACUCAGAAGAGAAAUCCGCAUUUUGAAACAAACAAAUGAUGAAACUCUAGAGGAACAAGACAUUCAGCUCCGUGAGAUCAUACAAUUUCACAAGGACAUUGACCAAAUGUUAGUUAAUGCCAUGGAAAAUGCAGAAAUUCAUGUCAUUUUUCAAACAUAUUUUCAGCAGGAUGGGUUAGAACUACCUAUAGCAAAAGGCUCAAGCUCGAGAGCUUCUUCCCAGUCUUCACUUUCAUCACUCAGGUCGCUCGAGGACUCAAUUCCGCCCUCUCCACCUACAGCUAAAGUGAUAGAGCUCAGAUUCCCACAGCCUCCGUCAAGAAGUGAUAGUUCUAGGUCAGCUAGUAGUGGCAGUAAUUCCAACAUUCCUAAAGAAAAAAAGCUCAACAAAUAAACAUGCCUUUUUUUUUU
Messenger RNA from Arvicanthis niloticus (Nile rat), 2825 nucleotides. It is a transcript of the gene Ccdc39, whose product is annotated as coiled-coil domain 39 molecular ruler complex subunit. Gene Ontology annotation, biological process: inner dynein arm assembly; epithelial cilium movement involved in determination of left/right asymmetry; cilium-dependent cell motility. The record is from RefSeq and is a predicted model, not a curated record. Gene Ontology annotation, cellular component: axoneme. NCBI's taxonomy places the organism in Eukaryota, Metazoa, Chordata, Mammalia, Rodentia, Muridae.